UGUGAAACUGGAAGUUCAAGUACGACGAAAGGCGUUAACUUGUCAGGGGACUUUCCAAAGAGCAAUCCAGUGUGCCGCUGGAUACGGAAGGGAUAUCGCUGUUCUAAAAGUGCUCGAGAGGGGGAUUGUCAAGAUCUGAUGUUCAGAAAUAACAUUUUGUUUAGCUUCCUUUCAACAAUAAUGUUUAAAAGUGAAUCAUGACUUCAGACAGUGAAAGUAAUAUUUAUAGUCCGUUGAAAGAAAACAUCUCACUCCUGACGACCAAGCAAGACCAGCUAAGAAAAUGGAAUGUUUUCGUUCUGAUCUUGAGUCUCAUUCUUGGAGCGGAAGUAAUAGUAACAACAUUCCUCCUGUACGAUUUGUCUGAAGAAAUAAAUCAGGCUCAAGAGGAGGCCAUAGUUGGCGAGUACCCGUUCCACUGCCUUUACCAGCUUGUUAAUCCUCAGUAUCAGGAGAGCGCUUCGCUCUACAACCAGAGUCUUGCAAGUUGCGACUUGUGGAUUCAAGAAUUAAGGAGGAGUGCACACAAGCAACUUCUAUCUGACAUCAGGAAUGCCCUGUACAGACAGCUAACCGCCAGCAACAUAACACUCUCUCAAUCUAAGAAACCUGUCAUUCACAUGGGGGCUGAGCAAGAACUGAGACAGUUUCCUAACUGGCUGAAAAAUGAUGGGGAAAACAACAUCAGAAGAACAAAGGAUAAUCUUCGCUGGGACAACAUUAAUGGAUUAUCUGUUCAGCAAGGGAUGAUGGGAUACAGCCCAGAUGGAGAGAUUGUGAUAUAUCACGAGGGACUUUACUUUGUCUAUUCCCAGGUUUACUUCCAACUUCUUCCGUCAAUCCAAGAAAAACAUUCACAGCAUUUUCUGCAGUAUAUUUACAAGAAGACUGCAUCAUACCAGGAGCCUAUCCUGCUCUCCAAAGCAGUCGUGACAAAAUGCUGGAACACAGCACCUGAUUUGCAACUGUUCUCUAGCCACCAGGGGGCACUCUUUCACCUACAACAGGGAGACAAGCUGUCCCUCCAAGUAACCAACAUCCAAACUGUGCGGUUGCAAGAGGAUUCAACUUUCUUUGGAGCCUUUAUGAUAAACUAAAUGGAGAAACUAUACUCAGAACCUACAACUGUUUCCAAAAGUUUUCCAAAAGUAACUGUAAAGAAAUGUUACCAUUGUGUCAAAUUAAUGUGAUUCUAAUAUUCCUCAGUGCCUUGUUUCUGGAAUAACUAGGCAACAAUCAAAAAAGUACAUAUGAGAAGGCCAAUAAAUUCAACUAAAAAUAUAACGUAUGAAGUAUAUGUGAUUUACUUCUGGCUGGUUAUCCCUAAAUAACAGGUUUCAGUAAAUCCAAGUCUGCUGUAUGUUUUUUUUCUUUCUCAAUAAAUACAAUAAACAUGAGUGGUGUAUAAACACUGUCUAACCCUGCUCCUGGAGAUCUACUGUCCUGUAGGUUUUAACUCCAGUGCUAACAAAGCACACCUCAUUCAACAGCUAGAGAUCUUGUUGAGCUGCUAAUUAGUAGAAUCAAGUGUGACAAAUCAGGGUUGAAAUGAAAACCAACAGGACAGUAGAUGUCCAGAAACAGGGUUGGCCAGACCUGAAAUACAGCAUUGGUCCAUGAUGCAUAGAGGUGUUCCAAGGACCAGAAUAGAAUCCUGAAGUGCCAGUGAGCAUUUUUUUGUUUAUGUUUUGUAUCUGUGUAUUGUGUAUCUAUGUGUGUGCA
Messenger RNA from Anguilla anguilla (European eel), 1722 nucleotides. It is a transcript of the gene tnfsf10l4, whose product is annotated as tumor necrosis factor (ligand) superfamily, member 10 like 4. Gene Ontology annotation, molecular function: tumor necrosis factor receptor binding. Lineage: Eukaryota; Metazoa; Chordata; Actinopteri; Anguilliformes; Anguillidae. Bases 198 to 1097 code for a protein of 299 amino acids. Gene Ontology annotation, cellular component: membrane. The transcript is spliced from 5 exons. The record is from RefSeq and is a predicted model, not a curated record. Gene Ontology annotation, biological process: immune response.